Daphnia magna is the source of this 2014-nucleotide messenger RNA. It is a transcript of the gene mthl5, whose product is annotated as probable G-protein coupled receptor Mth-like 5. The record is from RefSeq and is a predicted model, not a curated record. The transcript has 6 exons. Lineage: Eukaryota; Metazoa; Arthropoda; Branchiopoda; Diplostraca; Daphniidae. The coding region runs from base 290 to 1885 and encodes 531 amino acids.
GGCUGCUGUAGCCGACAGUCUACCACAUUUCCGAUUUUGCUGUGCCCAGACUGUAUACACUCAUUUUCAUUUUCUCCCCUCGUUCCGUCGUCUGUUGUUCCCUAAGCGAGGGAGAGAAAAGAAAAUUUCCUACACUUUGUUCCAUUCAAAGCAGCAAACAGUAACAGCACACGAAACUGGUGCUCCAAGUGAUUCGUUUCAAUGUUUCAAAUCGCCAAAGAUGCCAUGACGUUUUGAAGAUCUGCAGCUUCGUCAACUGGCUUCAAAAGAGGAACGACCUUGCGUCAUCAUGUCCGAGUGGAUAGCCACACAAUUGCUUUUGCUGAUUAUUCAGUUGGCGUCAUCAACAGCCUUAGAGAACCUGGAAAGUGAUGGACCUGUCGUGGGCAGCAGCAGUCAUUGGAUUCACGUCCAGAAAUGCUGCCCAGAAGCCCACAUGAUGGUGGAAGUGGCCAGCCGAACAACGGCCACCACCCACAACACUGGCUCCAAGUUUGAAUGCCAAUUGCAAAACGAUACGACAUUCUUGUGGGCACCCGAUUUUCUCGACGAACAAAACAAGUUGCAAGCAUUCGAAGGAAGUCUCGACGCAGAGAGUGUCGACUCUGAUUUCAACAUCACGAAAUUUUGCAUACCAAACGGACCUUGCAUCUCAGCCAUCGUGGGUAAACCACAAUGUGGACCGUACCGAGCAUGGCCCAUCUUUACGUACGCCGGUUUUCAAGAAGAUUUACAAUUACGACCAUUCGGUGUCCUACGUCAUGUGGUGGACAAGUUGGCUCAGGUUCCUCGUCACCAUGAAUAUGCGCUAGAUCAGUAUUGCGUGGACGGCGUUCGACUUUUGGGCUCCGUCUCCCAUUACGGACACGGAUUGCCUGACGGUGCCGAGAACACAAGCUCAGCACCGUUGUCGCCUCCAUCCGAUGGCCCUGUUUAUUAUGCCCUCAUCUGCGAGCCAGGCCCGCUGGACGAGAGUGAUUUUUUCGAAAUGUUUGUUCAAGUCUUUUACCCCAUCGGCUUAGGGGUCGGUCUACUUGUAUUGCUCACCCUAACUGGAAUUCAUCUGGUUCUCAAAGAAUUGCGUGAUCUGAGCGGUUGCAUGCUCAUAAGCCUCGUUGUUUCGAUGAUCGUCACUUUGACCAGCAACUUAAUUCUUUCAGCUGCCGAUUCUCGACCUAGUCCGUACCUCAAUUUACUGUUUUUAGAGUCGGUAGUUCACGGCUCAGAUGUGGCUGUACAUUUUUGGCUUAGUGCCAUCGGACACAGAGCCUGGACGGCUGUUCGAUUUCCGCGGAAGGAAGCCAUGCGACCGGAAGGAAAACGAUACGUCUUCUAUUCACUUUAUUCAUGGGGAUCAGCUGUUUGUGUGACAGGUUUGGCAGUAUUGGUUCACUUUUUCAUGGAAGACCAGUCACUCGGAACUACUUCACCGCACAGUUUCUUCACUUGGUAUAGAAUCGGUUGGUUGGGAUUGGCUCUAUUCUGCUCUACUUGCGUUUUCCUUUUUCUGGUCAAUAUUUACGUGUACUUUGCCACCCGCUCUACGCUUAAUAAUCAGACGAACUAUGGACGGACGUUCCAUCGCACCAAGGGAUACUUUCGUGCAUUCACCCGUCUUUUUCUCAUCGUGGAAACUGUUUGGAUAAUCCAAACGUUUUCUUGGUUACAAUAUCCUAUUUUGGUCGGCCUACGAAUCUUGGCCGACAUCACACUGCCUUUCCUCAUUUUCUGGGCCGCCCUCAAAGGACGCCGCGUCAUGCAUUUAUUAAAAAUUCGCUUGCAAAUGUCGCAGUGUUGGCUAUGUCGUCGCUGCUUCCCACCCAAAACACGGGAUCGAGGACACUACUACGGCGAAGAAAUGAUGGCCCUUGGAACACCCAUCUAGCCUACCGAUGUUGUUUUAACAAACUAUUGACGACGCCUACAAUUCCUCUGAUAUCUUUACAUUACUGCCCUGCUCCAUGUUCUGUUUUUUAAAAUCACGAAUGAAAUACACUGAAAGUGAAAACACUAA